AUGCUUCCACGCCCUUUUUGUUAACGACCAGGACGAACCAGGUAAGUACGGGGACGCAGUUCGUCUUGGGCUUGUAGGUCCGAAGUCACACUGCCUCUUCGGGCGGUAAACGUCUUCGUCUACGGGUAAACAUCAAGCUCCAAGAAUAAUCUGUACCAUCGUUCUGUACUAUUUCGAACGCUUCGUAGUCGCCAGCGAUGGCUUCUCCUCAUUCUGCAGUAUCGAUCACGAACGCGCCUCUGAGCCAGAAACAGCAGAGGCGUAUGACUUCUCCCUCCUUGCCACCUCCGGCCAAUCUUAACCUCCCCGAACCCGUCUUCGGCAACAGCCAACAAGCCCUCCGACCCCCAUCUCCUCUGCGGCACAGCUUUACCUCUGCAACUGGCAGCCCUGGACGCGGUGGAAGUGAAGAUGGCUCAGAUGAUUCCGACGACGAAGACGACGAAGAUGCCCCCUGGGGUCAAACAACACAAUCACCCGGCGCCUCCGUAACGAAUCUCGCCUCCACCUUCGCCCAACGCAUGGGCACCCUCGUCAACAACAUACAAUCACCACGCUCAGGCCACAUGCCCACCGACGCCGAACUCGAGGCCGAAGCGGAACGUGAGAGAGAUCGAAGUAGGAGGGAGGCUGAGAGGAUAUUGAUCCAAGAAGCGGAGGAGCGGAGGAUGAUGGAGGAGAGAGUCAUGGCUAUGUUCGAGAUCCCGCCUCGCGGAUCGCCUACACGCGCACAGACCAUGCCUGCAGCAAUGCCCGAUCCGCCCUCUCCAUCUGCCUCGCAGAAGAGUGGUGUUCCGAGUUGGUGGAUAGCCGCGAAGAGCAGGUUGACUCCUACGAAAGAGCUCACGCCUGCCCAACAGGUCAUUCAGGAGACAAAGGAGAAGGAGAAGCAGGAGAAGAAGAUGGCGAAACAGAAGGAGAAGGUGAGGGCGAAAGAGUCGUUGAAUGAGUGGCCUGCGUCGAGCGAUGCCAAGUUCAACGAUCCGGCAUUCUUCAACCUCGCUGCUCCUCUCCCUCCUCCCCGCAGGCCUAUGUCGUCGUCUCCCGUCCCGUCCACGCCACCCGGCGCUGAGCGUACUAUGAGCCUCCCACCCAGUCUCGCCCCUUCACCAGCCCGGCCGCAAGACGGACAACCUGCAUCACCGUCCAGAGAACAACCUCCGUUCUACGCCCAAUUCAACUCUCAAGGUACUCUCGACGUCCCCACUACCCUCCUCACCAUCGCCAAACGAUUCGAGAAAUUGGAGAAGUGGACGGUCAGCCAUGUUCGGGCUCUGGAGGACCGUAUGAGCGACGUAGAACGGUGGUUGGUGGAGAAGGAGGAGAAGAAAGCCGCUGAAGGCGAGGACGAGACUUCUCCCGAUCAGGCCAUAAGCGAGAUUAGGGAUGAAAUGGUUGAGUUGCAAGGUCGGAUCGGCGAGCUUGGCCGAGAAAUGGCAAAGAUGGCUACGGCCCCCUCCAACCUCUCUUCUGGACCUUCACGGUCUUCCGCCCCAGUCUCAUCCGCACCGCCGACUAACUCCACCAUCGUCGUUCACGGUCAAACCCCCGCUCCAACACCUGUCACAACAACCUCACAUCCCCGCGUCGUUUCUAGUACGGCUAUCCCCGUAACCGCCCAACCCAUCCCUACCCAAUCCCAAUCUCGAACGCCAUCCCUCUCUCGGCGCGAGUCUGACACUCGUAGCCCGCCUUUCGUCCCCGCUGGCGUCACCUCGCAUUCCAACACUCCCCGGAGUCGCCUCCCAUACCCUACAGGCGACUAUGCCACGCCACCCGACAGCGUCAUCCUCAACCAAGGCAUGUUCUCGCCCACCAACUCCCCACCAUCCUCCCUCAACACCGCCUCUCGUAACCGACCCGUCUCUGUCUCCGGUCUUCCAACGAACUCGUACUCUCUCGCUACGGCGUCUGGUCUCCCGAGAUCGAUGUCGCCACCUGCUGCAUCUCCGAGCCCGACACCCGUAGGCAGUGGUGGGAGUAGCACCGCCGCUGUCACCACGAACAUCACCGGUAAUAACAAUAACAAUAAUAGCACCAACAACAGACUCCAACAACCUCCCCAACCUCCACGGCCGUCGAGUGUCAGCCCAACGCCUCGAAAACGAUACACGGUCGCUCUCGGCGCUCCACUCACGAAACGUCGGGAAUCCGAUAUCUCAGACAGCGCCGGCGAUCCGUUCACCGCUUCACCUGGUCCUAUCCAUGCAGACGAGUUGUCUGAUUCGCAAAGUUUGAGUGGGACGUAUGUGUCUGAGGAUGACGAGAGGGAUGAUGCGUACGACGAGACGAUCGGAAAGUCUGCGUCGAGGAGUUUGAAGUUCUCGAGGGCGCAGGCUCAGGCUUCUUCCAACGGCAAUGGCAGCGGGGCGGGAGAUUUGUUAGCCGUGAGCGAUACGGAAGGUGUUUCGAACCAGAAAACGUCACCCUCUAGUUCUCGCAUCCGCGCUCAGUCAUCCUACGGUCCCAUAGCAGGCUACAGCACGCUCAACCUCUCCGCCGGAACCGUCUCUUCACCACCUUCCAUGGCCGCUCCAUCACCCAUCACUCCCCUCAGACCCCGCGUGCGCUCGAAAUCCACAGAACGCCUGAACGUCGGGCUGGGUAUCAGCGGUGGUGGUUUUGGUGGUGGGAUCGAGAGCGUGCCAACGACACCAUCGGGGAGAGGAGAUGGUAAGUUCGUGGAUCCGUUGUUGGUGAGGAAACAGGAGAGGAGGGCGAAGGCGUUGGAGAGUUUGAGUAGGAAAUCGGGGGUUAAGGAUUUGGUGGGGAAGAAGAAGGUACCUGUGGGAGAUCUGGUCGCGUUUUUCGAUCAGGAUAAGUAGGACUGUUUUUCUGUGCGCGCCGUUUGAGGAGGGGAAUUCUGCCGACGUGGAUGACUUCGGAUUUCGUAAGAUGCGACACGAUUUUGAUUAGGAGGCGGAGGUCAGCUUUUUGGAGGCUUACUAUGUCCUGUUCUUGAUUAGUUUUACGGAGUACUGACGUACUUAUGCUUACUGAUUUAACGAAUUUUGAUGAUGUUUUGUUUGGUUGCCGUUUGUUGUCGGUGCUCGCCCCCUCAUAUUGUAUUUGUGGCACCAUCUGUUAAAUUCGUUGCUUGUGCUACCCACUGCCAGGAUUCCCCAUACGAGCCUUCUGUUGACGCCUUCUUGUAUCUUAUCUACUACGCUCGCGACUUUGCAAAGCAGGAGUAUCACGGACGGC
Molecule: messenger RNA, 3204 nt
Organism: Stereum hirsutum FP-91666 SS1
Lineage: Eukaryota; Fungi; Basidiomycota; Agaricomycetes; Russulales; Stereaceae
Exons: 3
Coding region: 198-2825 (875 amino acids)
Source: RefSeq, a predicted model, not a curated record